Closterium sp. Naga37s-1 is the source of this 5064-nucleotide messenger RNA. NCBI's taxonomy places the organism in Eukaryota, Viridiplantae, Streptophyta, Zygnematophyceae, Desmidiales, Closteriaceae. The record is from the annotation of a GenBank genome assembly.
AUGGUGCAGUGCCCGCGGUGUCGCGCCAUCCUGCAGGAGCCGCCCAUGGGGCACCCCUUCUACAAGUGCGGCAGCUGCCUCACCGUCCUGCAAGGUGCCGCCCCCCGCUUGCCCUCCCUUCUUCCCCCAUCUCGCCUCUCGCCGCCCCCCUCCGCGUCCCGCCACGUAAGUGAGGCUCGUCGCGUCAGGCUGGGCAGAGCAGCAGCCCUCAUCUGUCACCCCGCUGCGGUGCCCACCCGCCACGAUGCGUGCACCCGCUGCGCGCGGUCGUUUAAUCCGCAAAAUAUUCCUACUUUGCUACCCUGCCCCCUGCAUUUUCAUCUUGCAAACCUGCUCUGUUUCCAUUCGUCCCACGACUCCCCUUCGCUGCCCCACCGCCCCUCUCCUUCCCUCCACAUUUCCGCCCUCGUGUUCCCGCCGUCAGCGAAGCAUGCCGUGGGCGUGGCGGGGCCGCGCCAUCCGGUGGGCGUGGACGUGUCCUUGCCUCGCGCCUCCUCCUCCGCCAACCUCUCCGCGCCUUCCGCUGCAGCACCGCGCGGAGAGGGAGAGGGGCAGCGGGAAGCAGCGGGAGUAGCGGGUGCGGGCGGCGAGGGGGCGAGAUUUAACCGUAGCGACAGCAGGGGCGCUGGGUUGAACGAUGCAGAGAUGCAUGCGCCGCAGCAGCAGUCGCCGCAGCAGUCGCCGCAGCAGUCGCCGCAGCAGUCGCCCGCGCACGCGAUGGUGCCUCGCCAGCGCACCAUGCCUUCGCGCCUCUUCCCCGCCGCCCACUCCGCCCACUCCGCCCACGCCCCCUCCCCUUUCUCUCUCGCCGCGCCCUCCUCCCCCGGCCUCAGCCGCCCUGGCAGCACCGACCGCCCGGAAACCCCAAGCGGAGCAGCGGGGGCGGAGAGCGACAGCGAGCGCGCGGCCCAAGGCGUGCUCCCCCGCCAGACCACUCUCCCCCCCCGCUUCCCGCACGCCUCCCGCUUCGCACAGCCUCUGGGCCAGCCGCCUCCGGGCCUGCGCACGGCCUCCCCAGACCCGCGCGCGCCUGCAGCAGCGGAGGCGAGCGGGGGGAGAGAGCGGGGCAGUGGGGCGGAAGGGGGAGAAGAGGGGAGCGGAGGCGAGGAGGGGGAGGACGUGGCGGAGCUGAGGCGGCAGGUGACGAUGCCAGGGGGGGCGGCGGGGGAGGGCGGGCGGUGGCGGGAGAUGGGCGCGCCGAGCAGGGGGCUGCUGAGACAGCUCACCGACCCGCAGGAGAAUAGACCCACCGCCAGAGUGGUGCAGAGCGGUGAGGCAGGGGGGCCGAGCGAGGGGGCGGACUGGCAGGAGAGGGAGGGCGGAGGCAUGGGCGCGAGGGCAGGCGAGUGGGGUGAGGGUGCGUCAACAGCAGGGUCGAGCGUGGGGCCAUCGCCCUCGCUGCUCCACAUUCUCACGAGGCAGCGAUCACAGCACAGCAGAGCGGGCGAGCAGGAGCGGGGUGCAGGGCGGGGCGAGGAGGCCGAGGAGGAGGAGCACGGGAUUGGAGGGCCGAACAGAGCAGCAGAGAGGGCGGGGGUAGCAGGCGUGGGUGGUAUGAGCGGCGGUGGGCGGGGGGGAGUGGGGAAGGGCAGGGGCAGUCAUGAGGGGCCGUACCUGAUGCGGCUGAAGGGCGAGGACGAGGGGGAGGGGCAGCCUGGGGGGCGCAGUGAGUGGCGUGGUGGCAGCGCCGCCAGCAGCAGGCUCUCUUACGACUCAAACCCUGAUUUGACCAUGGCCAUGAAUGGCAUGAGCAUGGGCAUGGACGAUGCGGGCAUGGGCAUGGAUGGCAUGGGUGCAGGCAGCAGCAGCAGCAGCAGCAGCGCGCUCAUCCGCCAGCGCACCAUGCCUCUGCCCUGCCCCUCCCACCGUGCGCUCUCUGCUGCGCCCUCUCUCCCCCACGGCCACUCCCCCAUGCCGGCCCCCACGGUGGGGGCAACACACAGCGCGGACACCAGCGCGGGUAGUGGCGCAGGCAGCCCCUAUGCCUCCGCGGACGCCCCCUCGUGGCUGCCCCGCCAGCACACCAUGCCCGCCUCCCUCCCGCCCCCUGUGCCCGCCCCUGCCUCCCCCGCGCCCGCCUCCCCCGCCUCCGCCUCCAGAACCGCUGCAGGGGCAGGGGCAGGCGCAGGGGGAGGCGCAGGGGGAGGGGGAGGGGCGGAGGCGGGCGGGGCGAGUGGGGGAAAGGGGCUGAGGGAGCGGCGGCCACUGGCAUCGAAGCUAAAGGCGCUGCUGGAGCUGAAGCCGCUCAGAGGGGCGGGGGGGGAGGGCGCGGGCGAGGGGGGCAAGGGGGCGAGUGCGUGGCGGCUGGCGGGCGUGGGGCAGGUGAGCCCGCUGCAGGGCGCUGCCAGGUACGUCCAGCAGGCCUUCGCCCCCCGCUCGCCCAAACCCGCCAAGGCAGCGCCGGCGCAGAGGGAGCGAGGCCGGGAGGGGGCGGGUAGCGGAGGCGUGGCAGGAGGGAGGGGCGAGGGCGCGGAGAGAGGGGUGGGGAAUGGCUUGGGCGAGGGGAUGGGGGAAGAGGAGGAGGGCGAGCAGUGGGGGAUGCAGGGGGUGGUGGCGCGGAGGAGGGGAGGGGUGGAGGAGCAGGAGGUGUGGAACAGCGGUGCUGUAGCCAUGUCGGAAGGCAGAGGCAUGGGGCCAGAGGGCAUGCAGCCACACAUGGGCAUGGGCGUGGGCGUGGGGAUGGGGUUGCAGUCUUAUUCCAUGCACAUGGGCCCGCCCAGAGGCGUGGGGAUGGGCAUGGGCAUGGGGGUGCAAUCGUAUUCCAUGCACAUGGGCCCGCCCACAGGCAUGGGCGUGGGCGUGGGGGUGCAAUCAUACUCGAUGCACAUGGGCAUGCCCUGGCGCUCUGCCUCCCAUGCGCAACCCAUGGCAGGGGAACCAGGCACGGGCAUGGGUGGCGGCAGGAGGAGCAUGGGGGGGGGUGGUGGGGGUGCAAGGGAGGAAGCAAGGCUGGCGGUGGGGGAGGAGGGCGGGGGCGGUGGCGCGGUGUACAGGAGAAGCGCGAGCUCGAGAGGAUUGGAGGAGGGCGGGGCUAUGGGGGCAACGGGGCAGGCGGGCGACAGGAACCAGGCUGGUGCGAUGGGCAGGAGGGGGGCAGGGGGGUGGGGCAGUGGGGACGCGAGGAGUUGGGGCAGUGCAGGCAACGUGGCAGCAGCAGGGCGAGGGGACGCGUACAGGGCAGAGCAGGGCAUGGCGCGGCACUCUGACGCCCAUGGUGUGGGCAGCGCCCCGCCCCAGCAGCAGCAGCAGCAGCAGCAGCAGCAGCAGCAGCAGCAGCAGCAGCAGCAGCAGAGGGGCCAUGCAGCAGGGGGGGCAGGCGAGGGGCCUGCAGGUGUGAAGACGGGUUGGGGGGCACAGGGGCAUGUGGAGGGCGAGCGGCAGGCAGGUGCAGCAGGAGCAGCUGCGGGGCCCACAAGCAGUGACAACCAGGCGUCCUCCCAGGUGCCGCCGGACCUGCCGUGGCUUCCCCCGCCAGACGCCCCUCAGUUCGUGCAGUGCCAGCACUGCGGGCAGACACUAGCAGUGCCGCAGAAUCUGCCACGCAGCCGCAAGAACAAGAUGGUGCAGCGCCUCAGGUGCGGCAGCUGCCUCGCUAUCUCCUCCUUCGCCAUCCCAACCUCCCCUUCACCCGCCCUCCCCUCCUCCGCCCUCCCCUCCUCCGCCUUCCCCGCCUCCCACUCCCUGCCCCUCCACCUCCACUCCUCUCCAUCUCUCGCUUCCGCGGAACUCACCCAACCUGAUGGCCAUCCUGCCUUUACCCCAGAACAACCACAGUAUAGCCAGCAGCAGCAGCACCAGCAGCCACAGUAUAGCCAGCAGGGACAGUAUGGCCAGCAGCCACAGCAGCAGCCGCAGUACAGCCAGCAGCAGCAGCUGUAUAGCCAGCAGCAGCAGCAGCAACAGUAUAGCCAGCAGCAGUAUAGCCAGCAACAGCAGCAGCAGCGGGUGCGCAUGAGUGAGAGGGAGUGGCAGCAGCAACGGCAGGCAGCAGGCCCCAUGGGUCGCUCCUCCUCCUCCCCGGGUAUACACCCCCACGCUGCUGCUGCCUCCCCCGCCCUCUCCUCCUCGCCCUCCCCCCUCCACCUCCCCCACCACCACCUCCCCGCCGCCCCCUCCUCGCCUCCCCCUGCUGACUGGACACCGCCCCCUGCUGACUGGACACCGCCCCCUGCUGACUGGACACCACCCCCUGCUGACUGGACGGAGAGGGCAGCGGAUUCUCCUGUGAUGAAGCGCCUGCAGAACGGGGCACGGGCGAGGGGGGCGUGGGAGGAGCCGCAGCCGCGCGGGGCAGCAGGAGCGGGCGGCAGGCUGCAGGGCGGGCUGGAGGAGGAGCUGGGGGCGAGGUGGCAGGGGGAGGGGCAGUGGCGGGCCGGGCGGCAGGAGUCGUAUGGGAGUGGGAGUGGGGGAGAGGCGUACUGGGAGGAGGGGGGAUCGUAUGGGAGGGGCGUGGUGGUGAAUGGCAGCCCCAUUGCUGAUGGCCUCGUGGCUCAGGCUGAACUCACUGCUGGCUCCAUCCUCCCCGGCCACUACUGGUACCCACUCCCCCUCAUGCUGCCUUGCUGCACCACAUCUGUGCUUGCUGCACCACAUCUGUGCUUGCUGCACCACAUCUGUGCUUGCUGCACCACAUCUGUGCUUGCUGCACCACAUCUGUGCUUGCUGCACCACAUCUGUGCUUGCUGCACCACAUCUGUGCUUGCUGCACCACAUCUGUGCUUGCUGCACCACAUCUGUGCUUGCUGCACCACAUCUGUGCUUGCUGCGCCACAUCUGUACGACCACAGAGCUGGCUUCUGGGGGGUCAUGGGAGGCCCGUGUCUCGGCAUCAUCCCUGCGCGCCUGCCGCAGUUCCCAGAGGCCAUGCAGCGCGAGUGCUCAGGGGGGAGGACGGGAGUGGUGGUGAACGGCAGGGAGCUGCAGCGCCGCGACCUCGACCCCCUCGUGCGCCGCGGCGUGCCAGCGGUGCCCCACUGCGCGUACCUGCUGGACCAAGACGGCCGCGUGCUCGAUGCCGCCUCCGGCUCCCUCGUUGCCAACCUUGAGCCCCUUGCACCCUCGUGA